Molecule: messenger RNA, 2288 nt
Organism: Hyaena hyaena (striped hyena)
Lineage: Eukaryota; Metazoa; Chordata; Mammalia; Carnivora; Hyaenidae
Gene: ABHD15
Product: abhydrolase domain containing 15
Exons: 2
Coding region: 56-1450 (464 amino acids)
Molecular function (GO): monoacylglycerol lipase activity; short-chain carboxylesterase activity
Source: RefSeq, a predicted model, not a curated record
GGGACGGCCCCGCUGCCUGCCACCCGCCACCCGCCGGGGGCUCUCCCGCCUCGCCAUGCCGCCGUGGGGCGCCGCCCUCGCCCUGCUCCUAGCGGCGCUCGCCCUGCUCGGCCUGCUCGCCCCGCGGCUGCGGCGCGCCGUCGGAGCGAGGACUCUGCGUCGGCCCCGCGGCCGGGACCACGAGGAGGAGGUGGACGGCAGCGGCGCCGCGGCCCAGUUCAGCGACGGGCGUGAGGCGCUGCCCGGCGGCUGCAGGCUCGUCUGUAAGCCGUCGGCGCUGGCCCAAUGCCUGCUGAGCGUCUUGCGGCGUUCAGCAGCGCUGGAGCCGCGCCCGCGCUCCUGGCUCUCUGGGCCCCACCUGCAGACCCUCUGCCACUUCGUGCUGCCGGUGGGGCCGGGGCCUGAGCUGGCCCGGGAGUACCUGCAAUUGGCGGACGACGGGCUGGUGGCCCUGGACUGGGUCGUGGGCCCGUGCCCCCGGGGCCGGCGGGUCACCAACGCCGGCGGCCUUCCCGCGGUGCUGCUGGUGAUCCCCAAUGCGUGGGGGCGCCUCACUCGCAACGUGCUCGGCCUCUGCCUGCUCGCCCUGGAGCGCGGCUACUACCCGGUCAUCUUCCACCGCCGCGGCCACCACGGCUGCCCGCUGGUCAGCCCCCGGCUGCAGCCUUUCGGGGACCCGUCUGACCUCAAGGAGGCGGUCACUUACAUCCGCUUCCGACACCCGGCGGCCCCUCUGUUCGCGGUGAGCGAGGGCUCGGGCUCAGCGCUUCUGCUGUCCUACCUGGGCGAGUGCGGCUCCUCCAGCUAUGUGACCGGCGCCGCCUGCAUCUCGCCGGUGCUGCGCGGCCGCGAGUGGUUUGAGGCCGGCCUGCCCUGGCCCUACGAGCGCGGCUUUCUACUCCAGCAGAAGAUCGCCCUCAGCAGGUACGCCUCGGCCCUGCAGGACACAGUGGACACCCACAGACUGUUCCGGAGCCGCUCCCUGCGAGAGUUCGAGGAGACCCUCUUCUGCCACACCAAGAGUUUCCCCAUCAGCUGGGACACCUACUGGGACCACAACGACCCCCUCCGGGAUGUGGACGAGGCCGCCGUGCCCGUGUUGUGCAUCUGUAGUGCUGAUGACCCCGUGUGUGGGCCCCCAGACCACUUUCUGCCCGCCGAACUCUUUCACAGCAACCCCUACUUCUUCCUCUUGCUCAGUCACCACGGAGGCCACUGUGGCUUCCUGCGCCAGGAGCCCUUGCCAGCCUGGAGCCAUGAGUUCAUCUUGGAGUACUUCCGGGCCUUGACCGAGUUCUUCCGAACGGAAGAGAGGAUGAAGGGGCUGAGCAGGCGCCGAGCUUCGUUCCUAGGGGGCCGCCGUCGCUGGGGAGCCCCGCAGAAGCGGGAGGUCUCUCCCUCUUCCCAUCUGGAGGAGAUCUUUAGCUGGAAGCGAUCGUACACAAGGUGAGGUCUGGCCCAGGAACACCCCCAAGUCCUGCACAGAAGAGCAGGGCUGGGCAUGCAAGGGUCCUGAAAAGGUGGCGAGGACUGAAGGCAGCAAGCGGUCCCAGCUCCUGGCCACUGACUCAGCCCCUUCUCUCUUGAACUGGUCCGUGGGCAGAGAUGGGACAUCAGCAAGCUGGUGCUCCCUUUACCCGGAGAGCACUCCCACGCCAGGCUUUGCUCAACCCCUCCCGGCUCUUCCUGGUCAGCAGCUGGGCUGUCACGGUCACUGUGUCCUGUCGCCGACCUCUUAAGCCAAAGAAUAGCACCACUGAAGCGCAUGGACUCAGGAGAAAAUGCUCUCACUCGAAAGGACUAAAGAGCAAAUGGGUUUAUGUAUGUCAUCGGGGAGCUGUGUCCCACAUAAAUAAUCGCUCUGUGACCCUGAUUCUCCAGCUGGAGCUACUCACUGCCGUGAGGACAGGAUGUUUGUGUCUCACUUAGUCCCACUUCCCUCAUUUGGUUCUGUGGUUGUGACUCUCUGCUGACUUCACGCUGCGGCAGCUGUGGAAGCCCCUAGAGCCGCGUGUCUGCGUCAGUGUUGCGUGAGUGUGAGAAAGGCGGCCGAGGCAGUGGGUGCUUGCUGAAGCUGGGGUGGUGAGGUCAUGGUAUGGAGUGUGUGUGUCUGUGCCUGGAAGACUGAGGUCCUGUCUUUCAGAAUGGUCUUGCAAAUCUUGGUUGGGCGGAUCUGGGGCUUCCAGCAAGGACCUCAAGCCUAGAGAGAUCUUAAGGAUGAUUUUAAGAAAAGGAAGUCCUGGAACGCUUGAGUGGCUCUGUUGGUUGAACGUCCAACUUCGGCUCAG